CGCGAGAAUAUUUAAUGGUGGACAGCUGGAAGAAAAUUUCGGAAAAAUAUAAUGUCUGUAUCCUCUGAAGACAACUCACCUCUGGGAAAUGCGGCCGAUGAAGAUGUUGAGACCCGCGAACUUGUCAUCCUUGAUCCUAAUGCAUUUGAUGUUGAUGUCACACAUUCAAAGAUCGGGAAGAUUGAACAUUUGGAGCAGCUCACAAGAUGCGAGACAUUAUGCUUCCGAACCAACUUGAUUAAGAAGAUUGAGGGCCUGAGUACCCUAACUUCAUUGACAGAGCUAGAUUUUUAUGACAAUUUACUCGAAAAGAUUGAAAACUUGGAAGCUUUGACGAAUCUGGAGAACCUCGACUUUUCGUACAACCGGUUGAAAAAGAUAGAGAAUCUUGAAAACCAGACACAGAUCAUCAACCUCUAUCUCAUACACAAUAAGAUUGCGAAGAUCGAGAAUAUCAGUCACAUGACAGAGAUGAAGAUGCUGGAGCUGGGGGAUAACAGACUGCGGGUCAUAGAGAACAUUGACACGAUGGUGAAGUUACUGAAACUCUACCUCGGCAAGAACAAGAUCACAAAGAUUCAGGGCCUCGAUACGUUUACUUAUCUUACAUGUUUAAGUUUACAAAGUAAUCGUAUAGUGAAGAUGGAAGGUCUAGACAGUUUAGUGAAUUUACAAGAACUGUACCUCAGUGAUAACGGCAUUGAGAAAAUAGAGGGAUUGGACAAAAAUAUAUGUUUAUCAACCCUCGACUUAGCCAGCAACAAAAUCAAGAAGAUUGAAAAUGUUUCACAUCUGGUGGAGAUGGAAGAAUUUUGGUUCAAUGAUAACCAGAUCAGCAACUGGGAAGAUCUUGAUGAACUGAAGACGAUGAAGCAGCUCGAAACAGUAUAUUUUGAAAGGAAUCCCAUCUAUUACGACUCUCAUCAACAACAAUGGAAGGCCGACCCCAACUAUCGGCGGAAGAUUAUGUUAGCGUUACCGUGGGUCAAGCAAAUUGAUGCAACCAUGACUAAACUGUCCUAGUGCAUUCAAGCAGUAACUCAAUCUAAUUCCUGUUUCUCAAAUGAUUUUCCAGCAAUCAGUAAAAGUUAUCCAGUAAAGUUCCCAGGGUAGGCUUGGUUAGAAUUGUAAACCACUCUGUCUGUGCACUACAUUUAUGUGAACAUGUAAAUGUCCUUGGGGUAGGUAGACAUGAGGAUGAAAUCAGAAAUCUGCCAAAUAUUAUUGUUUGUAAUGUGCUAUAUUGUAAGUAGAAUGAAGAACAAACAUAAAUGUAUAUGUACUUCUAAAUAAAUUCAUGAGAUACGUAAGCUGCGGUCUUAUGUCAGUGGGAGUUUGUCAUGGUGCCAGGAAAUUCAGCAAAUUUUCUCCUGUCAAUAAUUCAACUCGUGUUUGUUCAAGAGCCUGUGCAAUGAUGUCUCUUGCGAAUCAGUUUUGGAUGUCAAUCUGUGUCCUUCACCCGAUAGAGUGUCAGGUGCCACAUACAGCUGACGGCUUGGUUGAUGUCAACUCACUUUACACCCCGGUUGGCAUUUUUGGCCAGGCCCUUGGGCCUCUUGUGUUAUAUAACAGAGCUAUUGUACAAACCUGAUGUACAUCUAUAUCUGUCCACUUUAAUGUAAGUAUAUUUUAUUGUUCAAGCAAAUGACGGUUUACGUUUUUGCAUUGUAGGAAAUUUAAUGACAAAUAAAUCACUUCGUAGAAAUAUGAAAAUGUACCAAUUUAUCGUCA
Molecule: messenger RNA, 1731 nt
Organism: Lineus longissimus
Lineage: Eukaryota; Metazoa; Nemertea; Pilidiophora; Heteronemertea; Lineidae
Product: protein phosphatase 1 regulatory subunit 7-like
Exons: 9
Coding region: 52-1023 (323 amino acids)
Molecular function (GO): protein binding
Source: RefSeq, a predicted model, not a curated record